Gigantopelta aegis is the source of this 1950-nucleotide messenger RNA. RefSeq names its product E3 ubiquitin-protein ligase TRIM33-like. Gene Ontology annotation, cellular component: chromatin; nucleoplasm. Gene Ontology annotation, biological process: positive regulation of DNA-templated transcription. The record is from RefSeq and is a predicted model, not a curated record. The transcript has a single exon. Bases 1 to 1950 code for a protein of 649 amino acids. Gene Ontology annotation, molecular function: ubiquitin-protein transferase activity; zinc ion binding. NCBI's taxonomy places the organism in Eukaryota, Metazoa, Mollusca, Gastropoda, Neomphalida, Peltospiridae.
AUGGCCAGUACAGGUGAAAUUGCAGACGACUUUCUCCUGUGUUCACUUUGCAUGGAAAAAUACCGAGAACCGAAAACUUUGCCAUGUUUACACACCUUCUGUUACUCUUGUCUUUUCACAUAUGUCGGACAAAAUGCCACGGACGCGGUUUUCCCAUGUCCCCUGUGUGGUCAGGAGACCCGGCAGGUUGGGAGGAAUCUAUCCACGGAGCAGUGGAUGGAGCAGUGGAUGGAGACAUUCACCGUCAACCCGUUCGUGUUUAGACUACAGAAGGUGAGCGAGAUGCGCCAGAGUGUAAAAGCGUGCGAUGUGUGCAGACAGGAGCAGGUGCUCGUGCAGGCCGUGCACUGGUGCAAAGAGUGUCUGGAAGGCUUGUGCGAGGAGUGUGAGCGCGUCCACGGACGAAUCAGAGCGUCCAGGGAGCAUCACGUGGUCGGUAUGGAGAGUCUGGAGAACGAGGCCCUGGUGAAACUGCUGCGUCCAAGACGAGGUCCGGAUCUCUGUCAGGAACACAGAGGCAAGACUCUGACUCACGUCUGCCUUAACUGCAAGACGGUGGCAUGCGACACGUGCAUUGCCGUGUUUCACCAAUGUUGCAGGAAGGUCGAACCCAGCGUAAAGAUCGUCACCGACUUCAGGAACGAUUUCUGCUUGGCUGAAAAGUCUCUGGAGGACUAUUUUAGUGUGGCAGCUGAAUUAUCGAGAAUACAGCACGAACAACUGGAUCGUUUGACCAAAUCCAAAGAGGAAGUGAUAAGCGAGAUCACAGCGUUCGGACAAAGACUUGUGAACUCCAUCUUGGAGAAAGAGCAAAUGUUAAUAACGGAGGUUGAUUUGUUGUACAUCAAGCACAGAGACCAUAUGGCAGAAAAUGUCUGGAACAGCGAGGUCAGUGUCAACUCCCUUGCUAAAACUAAACAAUUCGUUCACUAUCUGACGUCAUGCGGAUCAGACAUGGAUGUAUUAAACAAUUACGAUGUUAUUGGAAAGCAGAUGCAGAAUCUGAAAAGCAAACUGGUUCUUCCCAGCAAAAGAAAUGAAGCCAGACAGGACUUUAGAUUUCUGCCACACAAAAAGGCUUCCGAAAUUUUACGAUCCAUGAAUGUACUUGGAGAAGUUGUCAUAACUAAAAUCCAAAACAAGCCAAAGCCGAAUAAGGAACAGUUAUCGCUUCCUGCACCACCAAAGCCAAACGUAACGCCAAGAUUGAAGGAUAGCCCUUCCUCUAGAUAUUUAGCCAAACGACCGAGCAAGAAUAUGCAAGUUCCGAAGACAAAAUUCAGACUUGUUUCUUCUUUCUCAGGUCGAUGUAACAGCGAUACCAUGAAGACAGAUCUGAGAGGAAUUCUGCUUCUUACGUCUGGAGACUUCGUCGUCAUGGACGUCCAGUUUAGAAACACACGCUUGAAGAAAUUUGGUCCUAGGGGAAAACUGAUUUCGACGCUCGAUCCGGGAGAAUGUCCGCACUCACUUAUCAUGACUUCGGAUUCAGAAGCUGCUGUUAGCCUCCCGAAGUCUCGUGAAAUCGCAUUUGUAUCACUGGGAGGGACAUUGCAGAUCUGUGAAAAAUUGAAGUUGUCCAAACAAUACUAUAGUUUAGCGUCUUCCGUCGGAAACGCCUUUGUUGCCGUCUCCAUCUCACCGAAGGGAAUAGCCGUCAGUCCGAAGGGUGAAUAUCUAAUUCUGUUUGGUGGAGAGGAAAGUGUCGUCUGCUUGAACAAAUAUGAAGACGUGCAGUACAACUUCAGUCCUGGUAAAGCUCACGAUGUCCGGAGAGAAGUGGGCAUCCAGUGCGACGACGUUGGCAAUUCGUGCAUCGUGGACGCUGAGGCACACAAGAUACACGUCGUCUCGGAUGGCGGCAAGUAUGUGGGACCACUGCUUGGUCGCACUGAUGGUCUGCGGGGGCCUCUAGCCAUGUGCUUCAGUGACGCAGGCGCAGUGAUGUAG